Molecule: messenger RNA, 2388 nt
Organism: Colius striatus (speckled mousebird)
Lineage: Eukaryota; Metazoa; Chordata; Aves; Coliiformes; Coliidae
Gene: IRX6
Product: iroquois homeobox 6
Exons: 7
Coding region: 34-1515 (493 amino acids)
Biological process (GO): neuron differentiation; regulation of transcription by RNA polymerase II; cell development
Cellular component (GO): nucleus
Molecular function (GO): DNA-binding transcription factor activity, RNA polymerase II-specific; RNA polymerase II cis-regulatory region sequence-specific DNA binding
Source: RefSeq, a predicted model, not a curated record
AUAUUGCCUAUGGUCCAAAAAUAAGGAGCAACUAUGUCCUUCUCUCAGUUCGGAUACCCCUACAGCACCACUUCACAGUUCUUCGUACCCGCCAGUCCCAGUACGACCUGCUGCGAGGCCGCCCCCCGCUCCGUGCCGGAUGCCUCCUCGGCGCCGGCCGCCGCCUCUCUCUGCUGUGCCCCGUACGAGGGCCGGCUGCUGGCGCCCGGCCGCGCCGAGCUCAAUGCGGCGCUGGGCAUGUACGGUGCCCCGUACGCCGCCGGCCAGGGCUACGGCAACUACCUGCCCUACAGCGCCGAGCCCGCCGCGCUCUACACUGCGCUGAGCCCCCAGUAUGAGAUCAAGGACGGCGCCGGCGCGUUGCACUCGGGGAUCGCGCAGCCCGCUGCCUACUACUCCUACGAUCAUUCCUUGGGGCAGUACCAGUACGACAGCAGGUAUGGGACGGUGGAUUUCAGUGGUUCUGCCAGACGCAAAAAUGCAACGCGAGAGACGACGAGCACCCUCAAGACCUGGUUGUACGAGCACCGCAAAAACCCCUACCCCACCAAAGGAGAGAAAAUCAUGCUGGCCAUCAUCACCAAAAUGACCCUGACACAAGUGUCUACUUGGUUUGCUAACGCCAGACGGAGGCUCAAGAAAGAGAACAAAAUGACCUGGUCUCCCAAGAACAAAGCGGGGGAAGAGAGGAAAGAAGAGACCCCGCGGGAAGAGGAGGAAUACAGCGCGGAGAGUGAAGGCAGAGAGCAGAAGAGCUGCAAGGAGGACAAGGAGUUGCGGUUCAGCGACCUGGACGACCUGGAGGAGGAGGAGGAGGAGGAGGCGGGGAAGCCGGAGAAGGGCCGGGCCAGCUCCCUACAGGAAGCCCCCAGUCUCGGCUCGGCGCUGCCCCCGGGGCCACGCGGCGACUGCAGCCUGCCCGGCCCCUUCCGCGCCUUUCCCUGCGCCAAGGCGCCCACCGCGGACUUCGUCCCCGCCGCCCUGACCGGGCCGCCGCCGCCCUACGCGCCUGCGGAGAAGCCGCGCAUCUGGUCGCUGGCGCGCACCGCCGCGGCCAGCGCGGCGCGCAGGGGCAGCCCCGAGGGCGGCCGCGCGGAGGAAAGCGGCGACGGUGCGGCAGGGGAGCGGCCCCUGCCCGCUAAGGCCUUCCGGAGCUCCUCUUUCAACCUGCAGCCGCUCCCGCGGAGCUGCGCGUCCCACCGCGGCGUGGGGGAGCCGUGCCAGUACACGGCGGCGGGCGAAGGCUUCGGGAGGGGUGCCAAGGGCGGCCCGGGAGGCGCCGAGCUGGGCGGGACCUGCCUGGACAAGCUGCGGACGGCGUUCCGGCCGGUGCUGCGGAGGGCGGCCCGCCUCUUCCCGAGCGCUGGCGACGGGGCUCCGGCUGCAGGGAGGCUGUCGGCUCGAAACAACGAAAGAAGCUUCUCCCCGGCCCGGUGGUGCCCUCCCCAGCCCGCAGGCCCGGCCCGCCGCGGACACGUCCCGCCGCGGCACGACGUGCUGCUCACGAGGGGCUGAGCAGCCACACCCGCGGGACCCCGUGCUGCCUGCUCGCCGUUUGUUCAGCACCGCUCAUCGACGUCUCCGCAAGAAAAAAAGACUAAUAUUUUCUGGUUUUCCCCACGUCAUGGUUCGUUUCCCCUUUUGCUCCCAAACCUGCUCCCUCCACUCUGCACCCAACUCUGCCAAGGUGUGUUUGUUCAAGGUUGCUCCACACUGUCCCGAGUUCAGGGUUGCUCCACACUGUCCCGAGUUCAGGGUUGCUCCACACUGUCCCGAAGAGGAGGAGUGGUGCGGGUUAUGCCGAGCUGUUUGUUUCCUGUUGCUGUACGUAGAUACUGCUGAAAGUAUUUUUCAGAGUCUCUAAUUAACAGGGAUGAGCUGAACACCGUGAAACUGUCUCGUGACCCUUCAGGAGCUCUUCAGCCAGGAGCUGGCACAGCCCGUGAGGAGCAGGGCAUGGCCCCGGCCUGUCCCAGGCACCCAGGGCACAGCCAGGGCACCCUUGGGGCACCCCCGGGCAGCGAGUGGCAGCCGGGUGACGAAGUAGGACCUUGUUAGUGGGCCAGCACCAUCAGUCAGUGAAAAGAGCAGUGCUGCACUUUACAGGACAGACGAGAAAAGGAAACUGUAUCUCUGCAUUAUUUCUGUUUAAUUAAAAGUGUCAUCAAACACUUUGUGUUCAGACUAAUAAACUAAGCAGGGAUGAGGAAAGAAUGUUUCUUUGUUCCUGUCUCUAGAAGCAGUGGCAAUAAUUUAAAUUAAUAACUGUGGUAAUUAAGAGGUCAUCUAUAGAUCAACCCGAUACCUGCUAUUUCCAAGUUCACCAGGGUCAACAUUUACAUUAAGUCAUUUGUGGUCAAUAGAGUCCAAUGAAUUCUGCCUUAAUAA